This is a messenger RNA of Nyctereutes procyonoides (raccoon dog), 1329 nucleotides long. It is a transcript of the gene LIPI, whose product is annotated as lipase I. The transcript is spliced from 9 exons. NCBI's taxonomy places the organism in Eukaryota, Metazoa, Chordata, Mammalia, Carnivora, Canidae. The record is from RefSeq and is a predicted model, not a curated record. Gene Ontology annotation, molecular function: carboxylic ester hydrolase activity; lipase activity. Bases 34 to 1329 code for a protein of 431 amino acids. Gene Ontology annotation, biological process: lipid metabolic process.
AGACCAUGCCUUCACUUCUCUCAGCUAAGUCUAAUGGAUUCCCUCAAAGAUUUGUUUAUUCCCCAAACGGAGAUUGCUUUGAUGCUAUACACAAGGAACAACCUCAACUGUGCUGAGCCACUGUUUGAGCAGAAUGGUUCACUUAAUGUUAAUUUCAGUACAAACAAGAAAACUGUCUGGCUUAUUCAUGGAUAUAGACCAACAGGUUCCACUCCCUCAUGGCUUCAGAACUUCCUAAGGAUUUUGUUGAAUCGAGAGGAUAUGAAUAUAAUUGUAGUAGACUGGAACCGGGGUGCUACAACUUUUCUUUACAACAGAGCAGUUAAAAACACCAGAAGAGUUGCUAGAAGUCUGAGUGGGUACAUUCAGAAUCUUUUGAAGUAUGGAGCAUCUCUUGAUAAUUUUCAUUUCAUAGGUAUGAGCUUAGGGGCUCAUAUUAGUGGAUUUGUUGGAAAGAUAUUUCAAGGUCAACUUGGAAGAAUAACAGGUCUUGAUCCUGCUGGGCCAAAAUUCUCUGGAAGACCAUUUAAUGUUAGAUUAGAUUACACUGAUGCUAAAUUUGUUGAUGUCAUCCAUUCUGAUACCCAUGGUUUAGGCAUUAAAGAACCCUUGGGACAUAUAGAUUUUUAUCCAAAUGGAGGAAAAAAGCAACCUGGCUGUCCUAAAUCCAUUUUUUCAGGAAUUGAAUUUAUUAAAUGCAACCACCAGAGAGCAGUUUACUUGUUCAUGGCAUCUUUGGAAACAAACUGCAAUUUUAUUUCAUUUCCUUGUUCUUCAUAUGAAGAUUUCAAAGCUGGUUUAUGUGUAAACUGUGAGAAGUUCAAGGGAAAAUCAUGUCCUAGGCUAGGUUAUCAAGCUGAGCUAUGGAAAGAUGUUUUAAAGGAAAGAAAAGAAAAACAAUUUCUCAAGACCGCUGUGUUUUUGGAUACUAGUGGCACAAGUCCAUUCUGUACCUAUUAUUUUGUUCUCAGUAUAACUCUUCUAGAUAAAACCAUGAAGGAUGCCUAUAUUACAUUUAAAUUAUUAAACCAGUUUGGAAAGGUUGAAGAACCAAGUCUCUAUGAGAAGAAUACAUCAUUUAAUAAGCUCCAAGAAGUCAAGAUUCUUGCUCAAUUUUUAAAUGAUAUUGUAAGUAUUUCAAGGAUUGGUUUGGCAUAUUUUCAGAGCUCAAACUGGCAAAGUUUCACAUUCAAAUACAACAUCCAGCGUGUCAAGUUGCAAUCACUUACAUAUCCAGCAAGACCACCACUUUGCAUAUACAAUUUUGUACUUAAAGAAAGUGAAGAAGUAUUUCUCAAUCCAAGCAUAUGUACAUCAAAGGAAGUAUAA